CAGCAUAUGGCCAAUGCGAUUUUGCUGGUGACAGCCAACAUUCUGGGACUGACUUCCUAUUUAGUGGAAGACAAACAACAAAGGAAGGCGUUCCUUGAGACUAGACAAUCCUUAGAAGUAAAAUUGGUUAUAGAGGAACAAACGGCAGAACAGGAACGCCUAUUGCUUUCUGUUCUACCGGAACAUGUAGCUGUACAAAUGAGGCAAGAUCUGGUAGAAUCUACCGAUAGCCAGUUUAAGAAAAUUUACAUGAGCCGCCACGAGAAUGUUAGUAUAUUAUAUGCUGAUAUCGUGGGAUUUACGGCUAUUUCGUCAACGUAUUCAGCUCAAGAGCUGGUGAAAAUGCUGAAUGAGCUGUUUGCAAGAUUCGAUAGACUUGCAGAGAAAUACCAUCAGCUGCGAAUAAAAAUACUAGGAGACUGCUAUUACUGCAUUAGUGGUGCUCCAAAAGAGAGACCUGACCAUGCAGUAUUAUGUGUUCAUAUGGGGUUAUCAAUGGUAAAAGCAAUCAAGUAUGUUCAACAAACUGGCAAUUGUCCUUUAGACAUGAGAGUAGGGAUUCAUACAGGAGCAGUUCUAGCUGGGGUACUAGGACAACGUCAAUGGCAGUUUGACGUAUACUCACAAGACGUAGAGCUGGCGAAUCAUAUGGAAAGCAGUGGAUUGCCUGGGCGAGUUCAUAUCUCAAACGCAACUUUGUCGUUCCUCAAUGACGACUUUGAAGUUGAGAGAGCACACGGUGAAGAUAGGGAUGAGAAUUUGAAAGCGAAUGGCAUUGUUACGUACUUUAUAGUAAAGGUGCUAAAACCAUUUCAGCCGAGUUGCCAAGAUGUUCAAAAUGGCGGUGGGAUUGUACCAGAAGAGGAUAGCUGUGUUAUAGCAGAAAUUGUAUGUGAUAAAGAAGAUGUAAAUGAAACAAUAAAUCGUGCUAGACAAGACUCCGCAGAUUUCAAAGUGCGAUUAAGAGAAGAAUUAGUCAGCAGAGAUGGGCACAAGGAGCUGUCAAAAAACACGAAAUUCAUCACAUUAGCAUUCACCGAUCAACAAAAAGAAAAAUCAUAUCAUCGCCAUAUUGAAACGUCAUCGAGCUUCAUCCUAUUGAUGUUUCUUGUUGUGAGAUUGGCUAUUGCAGCUGCUAUAGUGACUGCGUUACCUAGUGAUCUUACCGUAGAUGUAACGUAUUGUACAGAAAAUAUAGUAUUUUUUAUUAUAGUUAUAGUGGCUAUCAUAGAAGAAUAUCCUGGUUUGAUAAAAUGUUGGCGUGUUCUGGAAGAAUCAAUGUUCGUCAGGCGUAUGCUAGCUACGCUUUGUAUAUUAAUGCUAGCUGCGAUAAAUCUAUUAGACUCGAUUUCCUGUUCUCAGUUGAGAAAGCCAACAGACAACUGCUCAUCAGCAACUGACAUUGACUCAUCGUGUCUGUACCCGUCGUAUUUCAGUUACUUUUGCGUUUUGAUACUGAUAGCCUCGUCUCUACCCGCAUGUAUUUCGUAUCUAUGGAAAGGGUUCUUUAUGUUUCUCAUCGCGGUGGCCCAAUGUGUGGUUAAUAUUUUGGUCUUGGGUCCCACGCUGGAUUGUGAAGAGUUGAUGAAGCAUUGGACCAGCCUCACGCAAGGAAAAUAUACCCUUUCUGGACUGUUAUUGACUGCAACGCUGGCCUUAGUAUUUUUAGCGAGACAUAUGGAGAAAGUAACAAGAGUGUUAUUCUUAUGGAGAUGUGAGGUGGAGCAACAAAGAGAUUGCGCUGAAGAGAUGAGGAGGCGGAAUGAAGCCCUAGUCUAUAAUAUUUUACCACCCCAUGUGGCUACGCAUUUCAUGGGGAAGAACAGAAAAUUUGAUGAGCUUUAUUCGCAAAGCUAUGCUGAGGUUGGAGUUAUGUUUGCUUCAAUACCUAAUUUCUCAGAAUUUUACUCCGAGGAAUCAAUCAACAACCAAGGACUCGAAUGUUUGAGAUUUCUCAAUGAAGUGAUUUCGGACUUCGAUGCCCUUCUUGAGUUACCACAAUUUCAAGAUGUAAUUAAGAUAAAGACGAUAGGGUCUACGUAUAUGGCGGCUAGUGGCCUAACUCCUUCUAGACAAGUUAAGCCUGAAGAUCCUAUCAAUGUCCGAUGGAUGCAUUUAGCCCUUUUAGUAGAAUUCGCUCUAGAACUGAAGAAGGCCCUGCAAAGCAUUAACGAACAAUCUUUCAAUCACUUCGAAUUGAAGUUCGGCAUCAACCAUGGCCCGAUCACGGCGGGCGUAAUAGGAGCUAGCAAACCGCAUUAUGACAUCUGGGGAAAUACGGUUAAUGUGGCUUCCAGGAUGGAAAGCACUGGAAAAACUGGUUGCAUACAGGUGACGCAAGAAACAAUGGAGAUACUGAAUCAUUUUGGUUACCAAUUUGAGCAACGAGGUAUGGUGACAGUAAAGGGCAAAGGGCAACUGAUGACGUAUUAUCUUGUGGGAAAAGCUACUAAAACCACACCUCCUACUGCUCCCGUAUCUCCCAUUAUAGGAUCAAAUGGGAUGGAGACGUUGAAUGAAGAGGAUGAAUCUCACGAUAGCCCGACGUCAAAAUCCGAAGACAAAACGGUGAUAGAAUGUUCUGACAGAAUGGACGACGAUGUGUUCACGUCAGAGCCUGAAAUGUCAUCAGAACAGACACUCAUCACAAAAGGAGUAGAACUGAAAGACUCAACCGAGAAUACCUUAUUGCUUAGUGAUACGUAGGAGUCGUUCAUGUAGCCUAAAUGUUUCUAACAUAGAGUCCUCAUUUUGUAAUGCUUCUGAUCCAAGAAUUGCACAAGGCUUUCAGGUUGACCACGGAAUUGUAUGGGGUAUUUACUUUAUUUUUGAUCACUGUAAGUGUAUCUUGUACUACUUGGUGAAACGGUAAGAAUAAUGAUUAUAUGUAUAUGUAUUACAAAACUAAUUGAUUUUACAGACGCAUCAUUUAAUAAAGAAGAAUAAUAUGUAGUACUCGUAUAUACUCGGCAAAAAUUUGAGUUGACUAUAUUCCUCCUCAAUUUAUGAAGAGACGCGCGAUUCCGAUGAUUUUUAGCGCAUAAAGGUUUCAAAACUGAUGUUUUUGAAGCUCCUUACUGCAACAACUGGCGAACUCCUUCGAAUGCAUCAAGGCAUUUUUUGAUGAGUUAUUUCCAUUUCAGACCCAAGUAGCGUAAACUGAUAUCUGAUAGCCCCAUAGGAAAUAGCCAAGAAGGCUUAAGUCCGGGGAUCAAGCAGACCAUAUGGAAGAUAUUCCUCUACGUUUGUAAAGAUCAUCGGGUGCUUCUGUUAAAAAAUACAAUGUAAAUGUCACUGGUGUAUUUGGAACAGCUCGUAUUUCCUCAGGAAACCUGCACCGUUGUGCCAUAUUAUCG
This is a messenger RNA of Acanthoscelides obtectus, 3356 nucleotides long. The record is from the annotation of a GenBank genome assembly. NCBI's taxonomy places the organism in Eukaryota, Metazoa, Arthropoda, Insecta, Coleoptera, Chrysomelidae.